Molecule: messenger RNA, 1378 nt
Organism: Siniperca chuatsi (mandarin fish)
Lineage: Eukaryota; Metazoa; Chordata; Actinopteri; Centrarchiformes; Sinipercidae
Exons: 4
Coding region: 135-1292 (385 amino acids)
Source: RefSeq, a predicted model, not a curated record
UAAGAACGAUGUCUUGUUGUGUUUAGCCAGUUCGGGUAGUUGCAGCCGUUUGACUUCUUUACUGUCGUUUACAGUAUUGUGGUAAAACGCUCGUUUUUUCCACAGGACAAGACACAAGAAAGUUGUAUCCAACAAUGUCAAGUUGCUCAACUAUCUACUUAACCUUACCGCAGUGUGACAGCGGCUCGCGGAAAAUUCGCUUCCUGUACUUGAUGAAUCUGACAUCGUUCAGCUUGACGGAGUGUCCCAACAAGAGUCCAGUGGUUCCUCUCUAUUUAGGAGCUGAUGUCUUCUCCAAUACGGACAUCCGUACAGAGAACCAUCCCAGACACCAUGCAAAGUUUGCAAAGAAAGGAUUGGCAACAAAAAUACAUUUUUCCUCAGCAUUCAGGUUCCAUGGGUUGAAGGUGCCUACUGUUAAUAACAGCCUCUGGUUCUACAGUGUUCAAGGACUUUUUCGAGUAGCAUUUGAAAUGUAUAGUAAGGAAGAUCAGCUUGCUGUGCUGGAGAACUUCCAGGAUGUUUGGAAAUCGCAGAUAAAUGACAGCCCUCUGAAAAUGAGUUACAGCCUCAGUGUACAGCUCGACUUUGCACUAUCCAGCAGCCUGCAUGAGACAGAAUCAAGCAAUGAGAUGUCACCUCAGCAUUGCCAGGUUGGCAGGGAAUCGGUGGAUGUAUAUGGCAGUGACACAGGUGAUACAUCAGCAGAUCACGAUUAUUGUUCUUUUCCUAAGCAGAGUUUGCAAACUGAGCAAAGCCAACUAGCUUUAUCCACAGUGAGACAAAAAUUGCACACCUUGGAUGACAAACUCUCCUCUGAGACUCAGAGCUGCACAGAACAGCUUGAGACUAUCUUUCUGCUUUUGGAGAACAUUGAUCGAUACAUGAAUGGGAGUCUAGAAGAAAAGGAUGUGACAGAAAGCGUGUUAGCCCUGCUGAAGGCCAAAGACUGGGGCUGUGUGUAUUCAAGUUCCCUGCUUAGUUGUAUAGGACGUUGGCUUGGCCAGCAGUUUCAUGCAGCCAACAUAAGCAUCAGCCAGAAAGUGGAGGGCUUUAAAGUUAAUCAUAUUGAGCAAAUUAGUGAAUUGCCACCUGCUGAGGAACUAGCCACAGAGCUAUUCCCAGAAGCCAUGCAAACACUGCUGCUUCAUUGGAUGGGUUUAAGUGAAGAGUCCACCUUGGAGAAGAGACACAGCGAGUACCCAAUCCUGCUCCUUAUCCUCGAGUUUGCCAACCACAACCUCAUCACUGGUGUGGCGCAUGUGCUGUACUCCAGUCUUAUAUGUAAAUAAGAGUCGAUCUCUGUGUAGGCGUCAACAGAAAGAGCUGCAAUUUAACUGAAAGACUUCCAGUAUUCUAAUAAAUGUAUAUUUUUGUA